This is a messenger RNA of Paraglomus occultum, 963 nucleotides long. Lineage: Eukaryota; Fungi; Glomeromycota; Glomeromycetes; Paraglomerales; Paraglomeraceae. The record is from the annotation of a GenBank genome assembly.
AUGGAGAAGCCAACAGCCCGCUCGUCCACGUCGAGAGAACAUAAACAAGGAAGACAAAGCAGAGACUAUACGACUGAACAAUCAGAAGCAGUAAAACGGAUCAGGGCCUGUGGCAGCUCCAACUAUUACGAAGUGUUAGAAAUAAGUCGAGAUGCAAGUGAAGCAGAAAUCAAAAGGGCAUACAGGAAGCUUGCAUUACAAAUGCACCCGGAUAAGAAUGGUGCACCUGGAGCGGAUGAAGCAUUCAAAAUGGUCAGCAAAGCAUUUCAAGUACUAAGCGAUCCCCAAAAACGAGCGAUCUUUGAUGCGAACGGUUCCGAUCCAGAUUCAAGCUCUGCCAGGAUGCAAUCGCGUGCGUAUGCCAGGGCCUCUUCUGCAUUUGGGAAUGGUCCAGUAGAAUUAACGCCGGAAGAGCUCUUCAACAUGUUCUUUAAUGGAGAUUUGAGUUUUCAUUCGGCUACGUUUGUCAGUCCGGGAUUCCCUGCUCGACGGUAUCCACCUGGUCGAAGAUCAGCAAACGGAAAUGAUACACAUGCGCCAUCUGGCUGGGUUACUUUCCUUCAGUUAUUACCUCUACUACUUCUCUUUCUUUUUUCCAUCUCAUCAAAUAUAUUCGUGCCGCCACAUGAUCCAUUACCCGAGUUUUCUCUACGACAAAUACCACCAUACACUCAAGAACGAUAUACUAAUCUACUACGAGUCAAAUACUACGUCAAUCCGAAAACUUUCGGAGGACUCGAGCAGCAACCACGGAAACUACACGGACUCGAAGAUAACGUUGAGAAUACAUAUGUUCGAAAUCUGAGUCAUAGAUGUCUUCAGGAAGAGAUGAAGAGAGAUAAACUUAUCCGUGAUGCGGCUGGAUGGUUUUUUUAUGAUACUGCGAAAAUGGAAAGAGCAAAGUCGAUGAAAAUGCCCAAUUGCGACGAAUUAGAGGCUUUAAAACGCAGGCAUUAUGCAUAA